Fragaria vesca subsp. vesca is the source of this 1174-nucleotide messenger RNA. RefSeq names its product transcription factor WER-like. The record is from RefSeq and is a predicted model, not a curated record. Gene Ontology annotation, molecular function: DNA-binding transcription factor activity; sequence-specific DNA binding. Gene Ontology annotation, biological process: regulation of DNA-templated transcription. NCBI's taxonomy places the organism in Eukaryota, Viridiplantae, Streptophyta, Magnoliopsida, Rosales, Rosaceae. The transcript has 3 exons. The coding region runs from base 89 to 940 and encodes 283 amino acids. Gene Ontology annotation, cellular component: nucleus.
AAGACAAACAACUUUGUGGCACCUCUUUCUUUCUUUCUUUCUUUCCUCUCCCUUCCUCAAAAACACUUAACACUCUAGGGGAGCAGCCAUGGCUGGUGUUGCAAACAGUGCGAGCAUAAGUCCUAAUGAAGAAGAGAAUGAGCUGAGAAAAGGGCCAUGGACGCUUGACGAAGACACCCUGCUCAUACAUUACAUUGAAAACCACGGUGAAGGCCAUUGGAAUGCCUUAGCAAAAUGUGCAGGAUUGAAGAGGACAGGAAAAAGCUGCAGAUUGAGAUGGCUGAAUUACUUGAAACCUGACAUCAAGCGUGGGAACCUUACUCCACAAGAACAACUCUUGAUCCUUGAGCUCCAUUCCAAGUGGGGUAACAGGUGGUCGAAAAUAGCACAACAUUUGCCAGGAAGAACAGACAAUGAGAUUAAGAACUACUGGAGAACAAGGGUGCAAAAACAGGCACGCCAACUUAAUAUUGAGUCUAAUAGCCAGAGGUUUCUUGAUGCAGUUCGAUGUUUCUGGAUGCCGACUUUGCGUCAGAAGAUGGAGCAAACUUCACUUAGUUUAGACCCUUCACCUUCUCCUUCCAGUUACUUAACUUCUCACAUCUCUGCAGCUCCUACUCCUCCUCCACCAAGCAAGAUGGUGUCACACGUAUCUGAUUAUUCCCUAAUUGGAAAUUCAUGCCCGAGUCAUAAUAGUCCUUCGGAGUCUCUUAUCUCACAGCUGCCUCAAAUUCCAGAACAGCCAGCAAGUUCAUCCUAUGCCUUUGAAGCUUUAAAUGACAGUUAUUAUGUGGACUAUGACAUGGGGGGUCUUGUCCUCGACCCUGUUUCAGAAAUGGCCUCUUUCGACGCUUCACAGUUUGAUUGCCAAAUGACAGAAAGCGAUUGGAUGUCGAACAAUUACAUGACUGACACUUUAUGGAACAUGCAGGGGAUGUGACAAAUUGGGGAGAGAUACAAGAUCAGACGGGGUAUCAAGGACUACAAUUCAUAGUAGGAAUCUAAAGGGUGUAAUGUACUAAUGUAAACAAAGUGACCCUUUAUCUGUAGGAAAUUAUAUAGCUGCAUGCAGCAUAGGUUUUUAGUGGAUGAUAUUCUGUGUCUGAAGUUGUAUGCUUCAAGUUGGAAUGUUCAGUAACUAUAUUUCUACUAGACUAGUAAUAUGCAAAUUGCC